Molecule: messenger RNA, 1581 nt
Organism: Hansenula ciferrii
Lineage: Eukaryota; Fungi; Ascomycota; Saccharomycetes; Phaffomycetales; Wickerhamomycetaceae
Product: cation diffusion facilitator family transporter
Exons: 1
Coding region: 1-1581 (526 amino acids)
Biological process (GO): monoatomic cation transport; transmembrane transport
Cellular component (GO): membrane
Molecular function (GO): monoatomic cation transmembrane transporter activity
Source: RefSeq, a predicted model, not a curated record
AUGUCUAGUAAUGGCAAUGAAGUCCAUGCUCAUGAUGAUAAUGUUACAAUCGCUGAUGAAUUUAGUCGCUCGUCACCAGAAGAUCAUUGGAAUUUGAAAAAUCAAGAACAAGAUCAACUUAUACGUAAUGAAAUCGCAGGUCAUCAACAACAACAACAACAACAACAUUGGGAAAGAAGGUAUAGUUUCUUAGGUUUACCCAUAAAUACAACUCAUGGUUCACUGAAAUCAACAAAGGAAAAUGACAAAAUUUUAACUUAUAUCAACAAAACCUCAAAACUUGAAAGAUAUUCAAAUUCUCUUAAUGAUUCAAGACCAACUAUACUUAUUGGUAAAAUUGAUAAUAUAUUCAAUUGGGAAUCUGCUUUAAUUGAUGAUUCAAUUUUGAAAUCUAUUAAAGACAAAAAGACUAGGAAUUUUUAUCAAGAACAAAAUGAAUUAAUUGAAAAAUAUAUGGAAGUUGAUAAAAUUUUAGAUAGUGGAAUUCAUCAUAAAAUGAUUAGAAAUUAUAGUGAUAGAAAUGAUCCAAUUGAUUAUAGUUAUGGUUCUAUUGAUCAUAGUAAUUCAAAUGAUGCAUAUAUAAACAAGUCACCUAAAGUAUCAAUUCCAAGUCCAAAUAGAAGAGAUUCUGCAGUUCCAGGUGAUGUUGAUCUUGAAAGUGGUUUAUUAUUAGGUUAUAAUAAAUCUGAAGAAUUAAAAUUAAUUUCAUUUGCAAUUAAUGUAAAUUUUUUAGCAAAUAUUUGUUUAUUAUUAGGUAAAAUUAUUGUUGCAAUAUUAACAAUGUCAAUUUCAAUUAUUGCAUCAUUAGUUGAUUCAAUAUUAGAUUUAUUAUCAACUUUAAUUAUUUUUUUUGCAAAUAAAUUAGCAAAUACCAAGAAUCCAAAACAUUUCCCAAUUGGUAGAUCAAGAUUAGAACCAAUUGGUGUUUUGGUUUUUUCAAUUAUAAUUAUUCUUUCAUUUUGUCAAGUUGGUAUUGAAUCCCUGCAAAGAUUAAUUAAUCAUUCAUCAAAUGAUGAAAUUAUUUCAAUUGGUAUAACUCCAAUUACAAUUAUGACAAUUACUAUCUUGGUUAAAUUAAUUUGUUAUUUUUGGUGUAUUAAAUUUAAAUCUUCAAGUGUUCAAGCUUUAGCUCAAGAUGCCUUAGUUGAUGUUGUUUUUAAUUUUUUUUCAAUUGUUAUGCCAAUUAUUGGUUAUUAUACUCAAAUUUAUUGGUUUGAUCCAAUGGGUGCAUUACUGUUAUCAAUUUAUAUUGUAUUUGAAUGGUCUAAAACUUGUUUUGAACAUAUAAAUCAUCUUACAGGUAAAUCAGCAGAUUCAAAUGAUGUUAAAAUUAUAUUAUAUCUUUGUUCAAGAUUUUCAAAUAAAAUUAUAAAUAUAAAAAAUUUAAAUUGUUAUCAUGUUGGUGAUUCAUUAAAUGUUGAAGUUGAUUUAAUCUUGGAUGAAGAUUUAAAUAUGAGAGAUUCUCAUGAUUUAGCUGAAUCUUUACAAUAUACUAUUGAAUCUUUACCUUCAAUUGAUGUGGAAAGAGCUUUUGUUCAUUUAGAUUAUAAUAUUAAUAAUUUUAAAGGUCAUUUAUCAUGA